GUGUGUGUGUGAGGCUGCAGAUCGUCUUCGUGUCGCUAUUGGCUUGUGGUUCUUCCGCGCGCACCUUCUCUCUCUCUCUUUCUCUCUCCCUCUCUCAGUGAUGCUCGCACCUGCUGUAGGGCGGGAGAGCCGCAGCACCAGCAUCAGCACCAGCGGAUCUCCAUGACGGCUGCGCCUCCGGGAUGGUGCAGAAAUCCCGCAACGGCGGCGUGUUUCCCGCCGCCCCGCAGGCCGAGAAAAAGCUGAAGGUGGGCUUCGUGGGUGUGGAGGCGGGCGCGCCGGAGUGCAGCCGGGACGGAGCGCUGCUGAUCGCGGGAGCCGAGGCGUCGAAGCGCGGCAGCAUCCUCAGCAAACAGCGCUCCAGCAUCUCCGGCAAGCGGCCGCCCAAGCGCAACGCGUUUUACCGACGCCUGCAGAAUUUCCUCUACAAUGUGCUGGAGAGACCGCGCGGAUGGGCGUUCAUCUACCACGCUUACGUUUUCCUGCUGGUUUUCUCCUGCCUGGUUUUAUCUGUUUUCUCUACCAUCAAAGAAUAUGAGAAGAGCUCUGAAGAUGCGCUGUACAUCCUGGAAAUCGUGACGAUCGUGGUGUUUGGAGUGGAGUAUAUCGUGAGGAUCUGGUCAGCCGGAUGCUGCUGUCGAUAUCGAGGAUGGAGAGGAAGACUCAAGUUUGCCCGCAAGCCCUUUUGUGUGAUCGACAUCAUGGUGCUGAUCGCCUCCAUCUCGGUUUUGGCUGCGGGUACGCAGGGGAAUGUGUUCGCCACCUCCGCCAUCAGGAGUCUUCGAUUCCUCCAGAUUCUCCGCAUGAUCCGCAUGGACCGCCGCGGGGGAACCUGGAAGCUGCUGGGAUCUGUCGUCUACGCUCACAGCAAGGAGCUGAUCACCGCCUGGUACAUCGGCUUCCUUUGCCUGAUCCUGGCCUCGUUUCUGGUGUAUUUGGCAGAGAAAGAGGACAACGAGAUGUUUGAGACCUAUGCAGACGCACUCUGGUGGGGCCUGAUCACUCUGACCACCAUCGGCUAUGGUGAUAAAUACCCCAUCACCUGGAAUGGUCGUCUGCUGGCCGCCACAUUCACACUCAUCGGCGUCUCCUUCUUUGCUCUGCCGGCGGGAAUUCUGGGUUCUGGGUUUGCCUUAAAAGUUCAGGAACAGCAUCGGCAGAAACACUUUGAGAAACGGAGAAAUCCUGCAGCAGGACUCAUCCAGGCUGCCUGGAGGUUUUACGCCACAAACCUGAAUCGUACGGAUCUCUAUUCAACAUGGGAUUAUUAUGAGAGGACCAUUUCAGUGCCCAUGUACAGACUCAUCCCUCCGCUGAAUCAACUCGACCUGCUCCGCAACCUCAAGAGUAAAUCCGGCCUCUCCUUCAGGAAGGAAGCCCAACCGGAGCCUUCACCAAGUCAGAAGGUGAGCCUGAAGGAGCGAGUGUUCUCCAGCCCGAGGAAUUCAGCGACCAAAGGCAAAAACUCUCCUCAGGGUCAGCAGUCGCUACGCCGUUCACCCAGCGCCAACAGCAUUGAAGACAGUCCAUCUAAAGUGCCCAAAAGCCUGAGUUUCGGAGACCGCAACCGCGCCAGACAAGCCUUCAGAUUUAAAGGAGCGGCGUCCCGACAGAACUCAGAAGUGCUCAUUGAGAUGCAAGAGGAAGAUUUGAGACACAGGAACUCUCCAGAAGCCAGCCUUCCCGGAGAAGACAUUGUUGAUGACAAUAAGAGCUGCCAUUGUGAGUUUGUCCCUCAGGAUUUAACACCAGGACUCAAAGUUACCAUCAGAGCUGUGUGCAUCAUGAGGUUUAUGGUGUCCAAGCGGAAGUUUAAGGAAAGUCUGCGGCCGUAUGACGUGAUGGACGUGAUCGAGCAGUAUUCAGCCGGACAUCUGGACAUGCUGGCACGCAUUAAAAACCUGCAGUCCAGAGUGGAUCAGAUUGUCGGUCGAGGGGCUCCAAUUACAGACAAGGACCGUCCUAAAGGAACCACGGAUGGAGAACUGCCAGAGGAUCCCAGCAUGAUGGGACGACUCGGGAAAGUGGAGAAACAGGUCAUGUCAAUGGAAAGGAAGCUGGAUUUCCUGGUGAACAUCUACAUCCAGCGUAUGGGCAUCCCGCAGUCUGAGACGGACGCGUACUUCGCCUCUAAGGAGCCCGACCCGGCGCCUCCAUACCACAGUCCGGUGGAGCACAUGGUGAAGAGCGGCUCCAUCAACAAAAUCAUCCGCUCCAACAGCUCCGCCGGCCAGAAGAACUUCGACCCUCCGCCUUCCACCUGCGUCAACCACCACUGCCCGCCCUCCACCUCCUGGCACCCCCAAACAGCGCCCGAGGCCGGCCAGGGUUCAUCUCCAAUGGGUGACCCCUCACUAGUGCGCAUCCCUCCACCACCAGCCAACGAGCGCUCGUCUGGAGGCCACAGCGGAGGCUCCCGCGGACAUCAUCAUUCCCGUGGGACACCGGCUGAAGACGGACGUCCAGCUUCCCAAGCGCAAGCCGGAGCUGAAAGCGACACGUCUAUCUCCAUCCCCUCGGUAGACCACGAGGAGCUGGAGCGCUCCUUCAGCGGAUUCAGCAUCUCACAGUCUAAAGAAAACCUGGACUUUCUGAACAACGCCUACUUUAGUGGUGUGUCGCGGUGCACUAAAGUCCGGCCGUACAUUGCAGAGGGUGAAUCGGACACGGAUUCUGACUUGUGCGCUCCUUCGCCUCAUUCGGCCACCGGUGAUGGUGCAUAUGCAGACAGAGGCUGGACUGGCAACAAGUAAAACGAGGAGAGAUGAAUGAGAAAUGGGAUUCAACCAGCUGCUGGAAUCAAGCUUCAAAAUACGGAAGCUGCUGUGUUUAGGAAAGCGCAGCUCCAUGAGCAGAGUGGGAGAAGGCGAGUAUGAAGAAGAUGACAGAGUAUGAAGAAGUAUGUGAUCUCAGAAGCGCCAGAAAUGACUUCUGGGAGUCGAGGAGUUGAUUAUUCGUCAGUUUGGUGGACGCCUGAUGGCUGUGAAGGAUUGAUGCUAAUGUGAGGACAGACGAGAGACAAUGGAAAGCUUUGUAUGUGGUGCAUUUCGUCUUUAAGUACACGUUCACUCUUAUGGAUUUACACAUUGUUAAUGUUUGCGUCUGGCUUAAAGGGAUCGCUCACACAAAAUAACACUUAAACUAUACUUACUUUUAUGUCAUUCCAAACCACUUAUGUCCUUGUGCACAAAAUAUUAAAAUAACUAGACAGAUUAUAGCAUCUAUCAAGCUCUAAAGAGGACCAAAAACUACACAAACAAAAUCAUAAAGGUGCAUUUACAGUUAUUUACAGUUAUUUACUCUCUUUGAUUAUUACAUUCCGUGGGAGUCGAACUCUUGUGUUACUAGUGCAAUAUACUACAGUCUGAGCUGGUGUAUGAAAAGCUAAAUGAACUGACUCAUACAAAACUACACAAAAGCACCAAAACUAUCCUAAAGGUGCAUUUAUAGUUAUGCAUUUGUCAUAUCCCUUUAUGUCUCUUAGAUAAAUUUCAUUCAAUUUCCUGGGAAUCGAACCUAUGAUCUCGUGUCAUGUGCUAAGUGCAAUGUCCUAUUAUUUGAGCAAGCUUAUAAAAAGCUACGAUAGUUUAACUGACUCAUUUAAAACUAAACAAAAGCAUCAUAACAAUGUCCUAAAGGUGCAUUUAUGUUCAUGAAUUUGGCAGAUGAUGAUGUCUAAAUUUGUGCAUUUCCUGAGAAUCGAACCCAUGACCUUGCGUGAAUACAGUGCUUUGCUAUUUGAACUGGUUUUAAAAAAAGCUAAAUUAACUGACUCAUACAAAACUACAUAAAAUCACCCUAAAAAAAAUAUAAUAAAUGGGCAGUUCUGCAUUUGUCACAUGUUUUUAUCUUGGAUAAAUUUCAUUUUGAUUCCUGGGAAUCGAACUCAUGACCUUGUGCUAAAAGUGCAAUGUCCUUUUAUUUGUGCUUUUUUAUAAAAGGUACAGUAGUUUGCCUGACUCAUGCAAAACUAUACACAGCACCCUUAAAAUAUCCUAAAGGUGCAUCUAUGUCCAUGAAUUUGGCAGAUGACGAUGUCUUUUACUUUAUAUAUUUUUAAAAAGCUAAUUUGACUAAUUUAAAACCUUAGAAAUAUCAUAACUAUACAUUUUUUCAUUUGUCAGAUUUAUUAAUUUGUGCAUUGACUGGGAGUUGAACCCAUGACCUUGUGUUACACUAUUAGUGCAAUGUUCCAAUGUUUUAAUUAGUUCCUAAAAAACUACUGCAGUUUUACAGACUCAUGCAAGACUAUACAGAGCACUAUACAGAUGUCAUAAAGAUACAUUUACAGUUCUGCAUUUGUCAGAUGUUUUUAUCUUUGAUAAAAUACAUUGCUAUCCCUGGGAAUCGAACCCAUGACCUUGUGCUACAACUAAAAUGUCCUAUUAUUUGAGUCAGUUUAUAAAAAGCUACAGUAGUUUAACUGACUCAUCCAAAAAUAUACAAAGCACCAUAAAAUAUCCUAAAGAUGCAUUUACAUUCAUGCAUUUGGCAAAUGAUGGUGUGUAAGUUUUGUGCAUUUCCUGGGAAUCGAACCCAUGACCUUGUGUGGUAAAUAGUGCUCUAUUAUUUGAGCAGUUAGUUUUAAAAAAGCUAAUUUGACUGAUUCAUUCCAUAAAAAAAGAGAAAUGCAUAUUUAUGCAUUUGUCAGAUGCUUUUAAUAAUUUGUGCAUUGACUGGGAAUCGAACACAUGAACUUGUGAUGCACUAUCAGUGCAAUGUCCUACUGUUUUAACUAGUUCAUAAAAAAGCACCGGUAGUUUUACUUACUCAUGAAAAAGUAUACAAAGCACCCAAAAAUAUCAUAAAGUAGUAUUUAUAGUUCUGCAUUUGUCAAAUGUUUUAGAUAAAUAUCAUUGCUAUCCCUGGGAAUCGAACCUAUGACCUUGUGCUACAACUGCAAUGCCCUAUUUUUUGAGCUAUUUAUAAAAAGCUACAGUAGUUUCACUGACUCAUGCAAAACUAUACACAGCACCAUAAGAAUAUCCUAACUGUGCAUUUACAUUCAUGCAUUUGGCAGAUGAUGAUGGUGUGUAAGUUUUGUGCAUUUGAAUCCAACCCAUGACCUUGUGUGGUAAAUAGUGCUCUAUUAUUUGAGCAGUAAGUUUUAAAAAAAGCUCAUUUGACUGAUUCAUACCUUAGAAAUAUAAUAAAUGUAUAUUUAUGCAUUUGUUAGAUGCAUUUAUUAAUUUGUGCAUUGACUGGGAAUUGAACCCAAGACCUUGUGUUACACUAUCAGUGCAAUGUCCUACAGUUUUAAGUUCAUAAAAAGCUACAGUAGUUUAACUGACUCAUGCAAAACUAUACACAGCACCAUAAAAAUAUCCUAAAGGUGCAUUUACAUUCAUGCAUUUGGCAGAUGAUUUGUGCAUUUCCUGGGAAUCAAACCCAUAACCUUGUGCUACUUUGUAAAAGUGCAAUUUUUUACAGUUUGAGCUAGUUUAAUAAAAGGGAGUGUAACCGACUCAUGCAAACUUACAUAAAGCACCAUAAAAAUAAUGUGAAAGUGCUAAGAAAAAGUCAUAUUCAACAUAUUCGACAUCAAGGUUUUAAAAUGUAAUAUUUAUUUGCUUAUAAAUGGCAUGAAGGCCAAAUAAUAGGAGAUUACGGUGUGAACGAUCCCUUUUAAAAGUGUCUUUGUUGUUUCAUGUGGUCCAUGUUUUGCUUGUGAAUGUACUUCACGACAGCUUGUGAAUUUGAAUUUAAAGCAGGUCACUU
This is a messenger RNA of Danio rerio (zebrafish), 5718 nucleotides long. NCBI's taxonomy places the organism in Eukaryota, Metazoa, Chordata, Actinopteri, Cypriniformes, Danionidae. The record is from RefSeq and is a predicted model, not a curated record.